Molecule: messenger RNA, 786 nt
Organism: Ipomoea nil (Japanese morning glory)
Lineage: Eukaryota; Viridiplantae; Streptophyta; Magnoliopsida; Solanales; Convolvulaceae
Exons: 2
Coding region: 96-551 (151 amino acids)
Source: RefSeq, a predicted model, not a curated record
GCCAUCCGAGGCGGUUGGUAAUGGUGCCUCGAGAGCCGCUCUAAAAACAGCGAUUUUGGAGAGAAGGAAGGCCAGAAACACCAGUUCCGGCGACCAUGGCGUUGCUCUCCCUCUCUCUUACUUCAACUCCCACGGCGGCGAUGUUGAGUUCUUCCUCUUCAUCGGCGACUUCAUCCAGCGGCUGCUUCGCCGGCCCAGCUCCUUGCCGACCACCGCAGACCUCCGCUUUUGUGGUGCUGCCGCCUCUCAGCUUCAGAUACAACGUUGUAUCGCUUAACCGUCGGAAGUCACAGGUCGUGCGUAUGGCUCCUGAAGAUGAGAAGAUGACUCGCCGUUCUCCUCUCGAUUUCCCCCUCGAAUGGAUAAGACCAAAGCCCGGUCGCAGACCAGACAUCUUCCCCCAAUUCAGCCCUAUGAGAACUCCACUGCCACCUCCAUUGCCAGUUGAUCCUCCUCUAGAAGAUGAUGAGGAGGAGGAAGAAGAAGAGGAGAAGAAAGAGGAUGAUGAGCCUGAAAAGGAGGAGGAACCAGAAACACCAGACGGAAAGUAAUAGCAGUGGGCAUCUUUUGUUGUGAGCUGGCAGAGAGCUUAGAGUUCUUGUAUUAAAGGAUUUAAAGCUAAGUCCAUUGUGGCUUCCACAAGUUUGGAUUGUGCUCUGGUUUAGGCUUUAACUAGUAUAGCAUCAUAAGGUACUGUGAAGUCAUAUUCAUUUUUGUGGUCUCCAUUUUGUAAUGAUAAGCUAAAUGGUAUGUGCUGUUUUUGAAACACAAUUAGUUUACUCCCUA